CUGGCACAAGCCGCUCGCCAGACUCUAGACAGGCCACAGCAUGCCGCAGCGCUGGGAACAGAGAGCAGGGGAGCCGAGGGAGGAGGGAGGGAGGGGUGAAUGAGGAAGACUGGGGAAGCACACGCGGAGCCCCUUCACGGGGCUCGCCACAGACUGGGAGGCCCUCAGAACUCGUCUUUGAGGGCCUUUGCGGGGAAGGCCUUGACGAUAGUCUUGGCCAGCUUCGCCUUCACCAUGACGACCUUGCCAAAGAUCUCGCGCUUCCCAGCCUUGGUCGCCUUCUUCUGGCGGGUCUUGAUCAUCACGACGCCCAGGAUGACGAACUUGCCGCUCUUCUUCGCCUCUGUCGCUGCAAUGCUCGCCAGAGUGCUUCAGGCCGUGCCGAUCACGCCCCUCUUCACCUCGCAGGCCUCCGCGAGCGCUGCGGUGAGGGCGCUCUUAGUCAUGACCGUGGACUUCAUCAUCGGCGCCAUAUCUGCUGUUUGGGUGGGGAAGCAGCAGCGCUGCCGAUGCCUUCUGGUCUGUGGGUGUGGGCCAGUACUUGAGCCAAAGAGUCCAGGGGCGGCUUGGGGCCCUAAGACAGGGCACCACCUGCGAAUGUUGUGGCAUGAUGAGGACAUGCUGGCGCAGCCACCUUCGCUGUGGUGGGGGGCGGGCGCAUAAGCGAGGAUGAUGGGAGGAGGGCGAGUAGGGCAGGACCGGCCAGCAUCGAGUCGAGAAAUCGAAAACGAAUCGGAACGUGCCUCGGAUCGGGCCGCAGCGGCACGGAGCCGAGAUCGAACCGCACCGGCUGCACCAAGAUGCACAGCAGCGCCAUGCAAACAUCGGGCCGCAACGG
Molecule: messenger RNA, 838 nt
Organism: Prorocentrum cordatum
Lineage: Eukaryota; Dinophyceae; Prorocentrales; Prorocentraceae
Source: the annotation of a GenBank genome assembly